Ictalurus punctatus (channel catfish) is the source of this 3947-nucleotide messenger RNA. RefSeq names its product putative methyltransferase NSUN7. Gene Ontology annotation, molecular function: methyltransferase activity. The transcript has 10 exons. The record is from RefSeq and is a predicted model, not a curated record. NCBI's taxonomy places the organism in Eukaryota, Metazoa, Chordata, Actinopteri, Siluriformes, Ictaluridae. Bases 1117 to 3057 code for a protein of 646 amino acids.
CACUAUGACGGAUGCCUUGCCGUCGUUUCCUUACAUGCUCGAUGUUAAUUUCCGGCGCAUUCCGCAGCGCUAGCUCUGACGCGUAAAAGUAACGUCACGCUGUACGUUUUAACCAGGCCGUGUUAAAAAUACAGAGCGUCCUCGGGUUCGGUACAGCUCACAGCUCUCUCCGAGCCUCUCUGACGCUGCAGGAUUCCCUCGAAAGACGCACAGCCGAGUUCCUUUUAAUUAUACAGCCAGCCGUAAUGUCCAGUCAGGGAGGAGAGGCGAGGCGAGGCGAGGCGAGCGCGACAGUGAUGAGGAGAGGAACCCUCAAGAGAAUCCUAGAUUCAACACGGGCAAUCAUGAGCCUUUGGAUCAGAUAAUCCAACUAAAGGGUAAACGGGGCAGAUGUUCAGAGUCGAGUCGAUCGAUAAAGACAGGAGAACAGGAGCUGGGUUCGACGGCUCUAGGAGUCUUAUAAGAAAGAGAUAGUCCACCUUUAAAAAAAACAAAAACCCCAUUCGAUAUGUUCAUGUUGAAAUUCUAAGCACUUAAGGGAUCGCGUGAUUACAAAAUACAUUUCGGACGCGGCUAACACGUGCUGUCUUCCGUCAGAGUAUUCCUUUCUGUCUGGAUUUCAUUUCCAUUUGAUUUCACACAGUAUUUUCUGUCUACAGUCAUUUGGUCAUCGAUCGUCACUUUCACUCGUUUCACUUAUUAAUAAAUUAGAGGAAUUCUUCUCUGCCUCUUUUGUUCCACCACUGGACCACAGGAGAACGGUGCAUUGUGUUGGUGAUAAUGUACCUGACGGAUGAAGGGAAGGUUCGUGCACCAUGUGAUACGCCUGGUAAUGUGUUUUAUUGUCAGAGUGACACCUGACCUCUCUGUGUUGUGUAUCAGUGUGUGUGCGUGUGUAUAAAAUAGAGAAGGGUGUCACCUUGAGCGUCUCAGUCUAACAAAGUGGACCGGCAGCUUAGCGCGUCUCCUAUACUUCUAAUAGUAGAAUGGAAAUCCGUGUAUAAUAUUAAUAGAGUGCAUGCACUGCUGGGUUAUUUAUUUAUUUAUUUAUUUCCGUGUGCACCAGGUCCACUACGAAGUGCACGUCUGAAGCCCCCUCAGCAGGGACUGAAGGUCAUGACUAAGCCGGGAUUUCCGGACCGCGUGUACGAGCGAGCGGCCGACGCUUUCCGAGCAUCCUGCGUGGAGAAGACCCUGGUUUACAGGUAUGCCAGUUAUGCCCCCGUCCCGCACCCGGCUGCCGGAGACACUGGGAACGAGAACCACGCGAAGCAAAACGAGCUUUGGGCUUACGAGCUGGCAUUCAACACUCUGAAAUUCCAAGCGCUGCUGGAGGACGUCCUGAUCGACAGCUGCUUCCAAGCGACGCGACGAAUGCCGGAUGAUCUCAUGGCCCUGGCGAUGGUCAUGCUGUAUGACCUGCAGGACAGGAAGUUCCAGCCCAGAGAGCCAAUGACAGGAGAAGGGGAGGGGCUUGUAGAGGAAGUAAGGCUGGUGGAGGAUAGCCUCUUCAGAUUUAGGACUAAGCUUGCGGCGUCUCUGGCUCGCUUCCGAAUCAAGCAGGAUCUGGUGUGUAUCGAUGACAUUCUGCCAAAAAGUGUGAAGGAAAAGCACCAGAGAAAACACAAACUACCCACCUGUGCCUGGGUCAACACUCUCAAGAGCAGGUACACACACACACACACACGUCUAUACUGUCCGACUAACAUGUGCCACGUACACGUGCCACAUGUGUACGCACACUUUGUUCUCCGCAGCGUGGAUGAAGUGUGUGUGACGCUGAAGACGCAGGGCUUCGUCCAGGUGGAUCCACACACACACCUGGAAGGGAGAGUGUUCUGUAAGGACACACACUGUCCCGAUGUCCUGCUGUUUCCACGCCAAGCGCCAGAACUUCGAGACAAGACGACGCUGUUACUGGAUCGCACGCUUAUAAUACAGGAGAAGUCCCGCAGUCUGGCCGUGUGCGCACUGCGCCCCCUGUUGGCCAAAAACACGGAUAUUCUGUUAGCGGGGUCGUUCUCUGCGCACACCGUAGCUCACGUCGGCGUCCAGGCGUCGGUCUUUUCCAACCACGUCUACGUCUGCGGGCUUCCUGCCGACUCCGCCCUCAGGGAGGAGCUACACGUGACGCUCUCUCGCAUUGGCUGCAAAAACGUACGCUUGCUGCCUGAACGACUUGCUGAGCUGAGCGAAGGCGAUUCGCGUCUCCAGAAGGUUCGAGUCGUUCUCGUGCUCCCCCGCUGCACAGCUUCAGCACUCAGUGACCCCAUAGCGCAUAUCGUUAACGAGGACGGAGCAGACAGGAAGCUGCUGCAGGAUCUGUCUCAGGGCGCGGUGUCCGACGCAAAUCUGGAGCCCCUGAUCCACAAUCAGAUACACGACCUGAGCCACGCCCUGACCUUUCCCAAGGUGCACGGCGUGGUCUACUGCACGUGCUCGGUGUAUGCCGAGGAGAACGAGCUGGUGGUGAAGAGCGCGCUCAAGAACGCCGCUGCCAGGACCAAGUUACGGCCGUUCAGGAUAGUAUCUACAGGAUGGACGGAUGAGGAGACGUUCUUAAGACUGCAGGCUUCGGACACCGGCGAGGGCUGCUUCCUCUGCGUGCUGAAGCGAGAGGAAGCAGAAACCGUACAGAACAUACUGGCACGUGCAGCGGCGAAAGGUCUCCUGAACGGACUGGCACUUCAUGAAAAACUCAAGAAAACGAGGACGAAAGACAAACAAGGCGGAGCUCCGACGACUCCUCCUCUUCCUCCUCAACCUGACCCCUCGCUCACCAGCGCCCCAAGUGUUUCUGAACAGCUUCCCGUUGACCCCCCUCUCCCAGAAGCUGCCCUAGAACACGCCCGCCGUCCUGCGCAUCCGAAUCACGCUUCGGCCGCCGGACCCGUAGAGAAUCGGGCUUCCGAGGCGGCGCGUCGGUACAAAAAGAUCCGCAGGCGGAAAUCUAGAGCGUCGAGACGCGGGGCGAAAACCAAGAAGCCCAGGACGCGGUCGUCUCGUAAGAAAGCGCCUCGCCCUCGCGUUCGACCUGCGGAAGACGUGGCUCCGUGACUAAAACCCGGACGAGUUUACGAUAGAAAUAAAGAGAAAGGAAGGGGUUAGUGUUUCUGAUAUGCCGUUUAUUCUCACAACAGAUUACAUUUAGUAUGGGGGGUACAAAGUAGUGUAGAGGAGAAGAAGCCAUUGUUUCCACAAGAAUUCAACUGUGUGUGCGUGAGUGUGUGUGUGUGUGUGUGUGUGUGUGUGUGUGUGAGUACCCAGGAAGUCAUAUCUCUACUGAAUCUAAAUCCCGUGAAUCUGCACGCUCCUCUGUGGUCCUGUUCCAGAGAUUGGAACAAGGUCCGGUGAGAACACUGAAAAAAAAUGAGGGGAAGCUGUGCAAAAAAACGAAAAACAGUUAAACGCGUCAAACAUGUCGAAUUCGAGUGUGAAGAACAAAAUGGCCGACGAAAACGACAAAUCAAAAUGUAAAAACAAAGUGUUUUCGAAGCCACUUCAACAAUACCUCAUAACAGUUCCCUCCCCAAAAUAGCUCAGCGACCCGGUUUCGUUAUUUCUCGUCGUGGAGCGAUUUCUUUAGUGCGAGCCACGGUCGAGAGAACGUCCGAGCGCAGGUUACGUACGGAUAUAAAAUAGAAUAAAUAAAAUUUUAAAAAUCAUCUGUUCUGUUCCGGGCCAACGUCCUUCUGAAAUUGUCCCUCGACAUGCGACGCGAAAGGCGUCUCUCUUAUUUCUGAUUUCGCUUCGUUUUCCUCUCGAGCUAAAAGAAUGCAUAGAUUAGACACUUACGGCUCACGGCCCGAGCUCUCGUACGGCUAGUGUCUCUAGAAGACCCGUAAAAUAAAUUCUUUCCUCCCGCUCUUUUCCUCUCCGGCGGUUUAACACCACCACGUACAGCGAGUUGAACGUGUUCACGAGACGUCUGGAGGCAAAUCAUAUAC